Messenger RNA from Eurytemora carolleeae, 333 nucleotides. Its product is annotated as copper homeostasis protein cutC homolog. The coding region runs from base 1 to 333 and encodes 110 amino acids. Gene Ontology annotation, molecular function: copper ion binding. NCBI's taxonomy places the organism in Eukaryota, Metazoa, Arthropoda, Copepoda, Calanoida, Temoridae. The transcript is spliced from 5 exons. The record is from RefSeq and is a predicted model, not a curated record.
AUGGAAGCAUGUGUUGACUGCGUGCAGUCAGCACUGAAUGCUGUACGUGGUGGAGUAAAGAGAAUAGAGUUGUGCAGUGCAUUAAGCGAGGGUGGACUUACUCCAUCUGCAGGUCUUCUCAAAAUAAUCAAAUCCCAGAUUGUUGCUCCAGUUUUCUGUAUGAUCAGGCCUCGAGAUGGAGAUUUUCUGUACAAUGAACUCGAAGUACAAGUUAUGGAGGAGGACAUCAAAAUUCUCUUAGGGUGCGAGCUUACCUUCCACAGAGCAAUUGAUCUGACAGAAGAUAUAGAAUCUGCAGCAGAAACUAUUAAACAACUUGGAUUCUCAAGGUAA